CAAAACAUUGUUUCGUCUGUGCAAGAAACUUCCAAAAUGGCGGCGCCCAUCUCGAUGAGUAUUUCUGUAGCACUAUUAAGCAUUAUUAUACUAGGCUUUUACGAUUUUCUUACAAAUUUUGAAAAUAAUGGAUGUGAGAUGACGUACAUGUAUGAAUAUCCAGACUACCGGGUGAGUAUUAUUACAUUCAAUUUCAAUUGUUUGAUAUUCUUUAUCAUUGCUACUAAUUUAUAAAUAAUAAAUUUGAUUUUGAUCAUUAUUAUUCAAAAUCAUUGAUGAUUGAUUUGAAUUUGAAUGAGUCGACACCGAGGAUGAGUGUGGGCACGAUGGACAUGGGAUAUGGGAAAACCUGGGGGGAAAAAUACGCAACAAAAAAUCUAAUUGACUAAUUGGGUUGGCCUCCAAGUGUCCACAAGAAGCUCUCUUCAGCGAACAAACAACAACGACAACAGUAACUUUCAGUAAAACCAAUAUAAAAAAUUUGGUAAAAUGCAAAGAAGCCAUGACAUAUCACUCGGCCACCACCUUGGUUGCUAUGAGCCCUGAACUUUUAUGGGUUAAUGGGUCGUGGCAACCAAGAUGGCGGCUGUGUAAAAAUAAAAUAACUCGCGUCUACUAAAAUUAGGAAUAAAACCUUAAAAUUUAAUGAAAAAAACUGUCAGUGUCAGCUGCUACAUAAAUUUUGUGGUGAACAUAGCUACUUUAUAGUAUCCGUCUAGAUAUUUGGCAAGAACCGGCGACGACCUCCUCAUGUAAUUCAGCCGGUACACACUACAGUACACAAAAUAUUUCACUGUCACUAAACCUAACCUGAACCUGAACCCUAAAUGUAUCCCUAAACCUAACCUGAACCCUAAAUCUAUCCCGAACCAUAAAUCUAUCCCUAAACCAAACCCUGAAACUAGCCUAAAGCCUCAAGUAUAAAACAUGUGUGCGGCUGCCAUUACACACUGGGACAAGAAAACUAAAAAAUUGAAGAAAAACAAUAAAAAUAAUUGCAAACUAAAUAAAUAAUGAAAAACCAUCUAACAUUUUCAUAGAAUACACUUUUACACACUUUAUUUCAGGUUCCACCGAAAAGAAUAUCCAGAAGAUGAAUAAAAUAAAAUGCAGUCAAUGCCAAAUCCAUUUUCAAAUGUGGAGGAAAAAUUAAAAUAUUAUAAUUACCCAACCAAUGAAAUUUUAAAACUAUAAUUAAUCAACUAAUAAAUUUUUAAUACAAAACAAGCCAUCGUCAUAUUAAGAAAAAUUUAACUCUAGGAACAAAAAACAAGGGAAGUGAAUCAAAAACAGAAACUUAACAAAAACAUGUAAAUGUCGUCAAGGCACGACUCCUUUGCAUUGACCAAAAAUUUAGAUAAACACUUAGCUACAAUGUAGUGUCUGAGAGGACAGAAAGAUGAAUUUAAUACUAUAGACCGUUAGUUUUUUGAGUAAGUACUAAUUAGCAGGUAAGAGAAUUAAUAUAAUAGAGGCAACAUCAUGCACACUAUUUCGUAGAUCUUCAGUACAUCUGUCAGAGAGGCACCAUCUAGUCUCCCCCAGAUAUGCCAUAUGGCAGCAGGUGCAAACAAAGACAACAUUGCAGCAAGUGCAAAGGGAACUGUCCCUUAUCUGAAAAGGACCCUUAGGGAAAGGAAUGUUUAGUGUUGAGUCUGGAUGACAAAAGGGCAAGUUUUGCAAUGGCUGCGUCCACAUGGCAUGGUCCCAAACUGUGAGGGGGAGCAUGGAUAUGGCUAUACAAAAUAAAAAAGAGAUCUCAUAGAUUCUUAUCUCUUCUUAUUUUCUUCUUCCGCCCCCUCCUUGUCAUAACCAAUCGCCAUGGAUUUAGCUUUCCUCACUUCCAUAUCCUAUUGCCUAUAUUAACUCUCUUACCUACUUAUGGUCUAUUGCAUUCCUCUUGCUGUCCUCUUGGAUCCUAAAACUGCAGCUAAGUUGUUGUUUUUUUAUUUUGGUUUCACUGUUGUAUGUUUGCUGAAGAAGGCUUCUUGCCAACAUGUUUUUUGUUUUUUGCAUCCUUUUUUCAAGUUUUCCCAUGACUUUGUUUCACUUAUGUCAUUCUACCCACCCUGAUUGCAAGUCUUUCUCCCUUAUUAACUGAAUUCACUGGCUGUAAUGAAUAAUUUGAUUGUGAAGUGUGAAUAGUAUUUAUUAGUACUGUGUAUUAUAGACAAGACUAUAGUCUAUUAUGUCUAUGGAAGCUCGAUUUAAGUCUAGUGUCACUUAAGUUUCUAGUGACUACUACAGUGAAGUCAGCCUUUGAUAACUGUUAAAGUGUAAGUAGUGGUAAUGUGUUUGUAUAAGUUAGUGUAGUGACUAUAGGACUGUAGUGUAACUCAGUUAAGAAAUGAGUUAAGGACAAAGUAAAAGUGUGAUGUCACUGAUAAGACUGAUGUGUCUCAGUAAUCAGGAGGCCAAUCUCAAUGUCACCAUUUCAAUCCAGAAUAAGAUUUGUAAAAAAAAACUUAAGAAAUUUGGAAUCUUAAGUCCUAUACUCUAAGUCUUCAUAAUUUUCAAGUCUUAGUAGUGAGUUAGCCCAUCACUGUGUGCAGUAGCCCAAGGCCAAACCCAUUUAUUAUUUGCUAGUGAUUACUAGUAAAAAAAAAAGAUGAUCUAAAUGCUAUAACAACAAGAAGUAAUUUGUUCAACUUUAACACUAUCUUUAUUAUCAUCAAGCAAUAAUGUGAACCAUGUAAAUAUUGUGUAUUUCACUUUUUCAGAAGAUAGAUAUCUCUGAAUCAGAAAAACAGUACCCAUUUUAUGGGCUCUACAUCUAUGGAGAGGGGUAAGCUAAAAGUAAAUAAAAUAUCAAAUACAAAUUUUUGUUAAUAUUUACAUUUAAUUUGUAAAACAAAAUUAACACUUAUGCCUAAAUGUUUUCAUUUAAUUUUUAUUUACAGGCAUUAUGCAAGCCAGAUAAGGUAAAAAAUUAAUCAGCUUACUUAAUGUAAGUAAUUUAUAAAUAUAGAUAAGUAAAAGGUUUUUAUAACUUUGUUUUUAUAACAUGUUUUUACAUUGGUCAUUAACGGACAGCACUUUGUGAGCUAUUUUGACCAAUACUUAAGUAACCAAACUUAUUACAUUUCUAGGAAUCUUAAACUCAAUGGCAUUCCAGUCCUGUUUAUCCCUGGAAAUGCUGGCAGUUAUAAACAAGGUGAGAAAUCAAGAGGUUUCUCUGAGAGUACACUGAGAUUUGAGAAUCUUUUUAACUGGAUCAACAUCAAGGAACAAAUGUAAAAUACAUCAUAUAAUUAUUAUAACAAAACCCUUGCCAUUAAAAUAAAAUCAUCACAGGUAUGUUGGUGAGAUGUAAAACUCAAGAGUAUUCAGCAUGGCUUUGAUCAUGUUUACAAUUUCUAUGAAUUAUAAAUUUAACGUCUCCUCAUUUCAAUUGAAACUUCAUCAUAAUUUUAUUCAAGAAAAUCUGCCAUUAAAGUUUUUGUUAUUUAAAUGCUUAUAAAUAAUAGAGAUAAAUUAGCAAAAGAACUUAACUCUUCAUUUCUUUUAUUCUAAGUGCGCUCGUUAGGAUCUGUCGCUCUCAGGAUGGCUGAAAAAUCAAAUACAAAAGCACAUUUUAAUUAUUUUGCCGUGGAUUUCAAUGAAGUGAGUUUAAAAUAAUUGUUAAUGAGUAUAUUAAUAAACAAGAAGUAGAUUCAUCUUUCAAGUUCAAGUAAUUUAAUAUUUAAGUUGGAACAUAAUGCUUAUCUUAAUCAAAACAUCAUGAUAUUGUGGUGCAGACUUAUUGAAUAUUAUUGAUACUUUUUCCUCUUCUUAAUCCUUCUUCUCAAUAGGAGCUGUCAGGGUUAUAUGGUGGUGUUUUAACAAAGCAGACAGGUAAAUAUGGAUUAUGUAACCCAAGUCAUUAAUUAUUUAAUUUGAAUUUGGUAAUUACAUUUUCAGUCUCCUAAAUUGUUUUGUAAUAAAUCAUUCAAUCUUCAUAGUGAAACAGAACAUAGUGAAAAUAUAUAUCUAUAACCUCAUCCAACCUUGUCUCAUGGCCAUCAAAUGUUUCAGAGUUUGUUCAUAUCUGCCUCAAGAAAAUACUGUCACUCUAUAAACAUGGCUCUCAUCAACCCACAUCUGUUGUUUUGGUUGGACAUUCCAUGGUAAGUGAGCUACGUACAGUCAUUAUUAUUAACAAUAACAAACAUUCUGUAAUUUUUUAUUAUAAAUUCUAGUGACAAUAUUUUAAUGAUAUUUUGAUUCAUCUAUUUGUAGUUAAUAUCACCCUUUUUGCACAUAUUUUUCACAUAAGAAAAGUUUUGAAUAACCUUGAAGUGAAUUUGAUUAAUAGUUGUAAAGAAUUGAUUUCUAACAGGGAGGUCUUAUAGCAAGAGCUUUGUUUACAAUACCAGACUUUGAUAAAUCUCAAGUAAACACUAUCAUCACCCAAGCAACUCCCCAUCAGAGGCCUGGUCAGUGCAAUUUUUAAACUUUAAUUCUAAACAGAGAAAUAGUGAUUUUAAGUAAAUUUCAGCAUGCAUACCAAAAAAUGGUGAUGCCUAAUUUUCCUUAAUUGAAGUAUGGUAUGAAGUGCAGAAUACCUCAAGAUUAAAACAGUAAUCACACACUUUGAAAACAAUCCAUAGCAAAGGGUCUAAACCCAUAUUUUUUUAAACAGUCUAAGGAACAAUUUUUUAAGCUAAUUAAAAGGAAUGUAAGAGUUCAGUAAAAAUUAACACAUUUACAGUUGCUGCCCUUGAUGUACAUCUGCAACAGUUCUAUAAAAACGUUAAUCAAUACUGGCGAGAUAACAUGGCUACAGUCCUGCACCAUGUAACAGUGGUCAGUACAGGGGGUGGUUACAGGGACAUUCAAGUACGCCACGGACUGACGACAUUGGAUGGGGUAAGAUCUAUCAACAGGAUAAGCUAUUCAUGUUUUGAUGUGGCUGACUUUUUUUAAAAACUGCAACUUUGAGUAAAAGCUAACCUAGAGUUUUUGUAAAUUUUCAACAAAAUAUCAGUUUUAUCUUUGAAUAUCAAUUUUUUUUUUUUAUAUUUAAAUUGGAGGAAUAGUCGCAAUUUGAAAAUAAAUGAUGAACUUAAGUGGACUAUACAGAAAUGAUUAAAACUGAUACUGAAGUGCAACAUACUCAUUUUUGCAUUUAGUAUACAAUGCGUUCUAUUGCGUCUUUCAUAGUCUCAAUUAUAAAAUUUUAUUUUCAUGCCCAGUUUUUUUUUUUAUAGCUUGUUUCACCUGGCAGGGCAGUCAGUGUAGCUGUAAGUUGAUUUUAAAAUAUUUAUUUUUGUUUUUAGUGACAUAUUUGUAAUAUUGUUAACAUUUUUUAGAAUGAAAUAUCUUUUACAAGUUCAUUAAUUGAAAAUAAAGUGAUUUUAAAAAUAAAGGAGCAAAUAUUCUCAUUAGCUAACUCUAAAGAUAUUUUUUGUUGGUUUUAAUAAAAAGAAAACUAUUUUAAGUUACAGAAUGAAUUUUUUUACUCAUAUUUUGUAUUUCUGUAGACUACGUCCACUCCAAAGGCCUGGGUCUCAACAGAUCACUUGUGUGCUGUUUGGUUUGUAGCUUCAUUUCUGAACUUUAUUUCUGCUUUACUUUGUAAUUUCCCUUAGUGACAGUUUGUCUUGUUUAGCUUUUCUAGUUAUUGGGAACAAUAUAUAGAAUAUAUUGUUAAAUUUUUCAUCCAACCCAAGGUUUAAUUAAAAAUGCACAAAACGCAUGGCAAGACUGAAGUUCAAACAAAAAAACAAAAACUGACUAGAUUUAUAAAAGUUGUCAAAUUAUGUCUAAAAAUGUAGAUGUUUGUAUCUUUCAGGUGUCGUCAGAUGGUGCUUGUGACGAAAAGGGCCAUGUUUGAUCUAAUAGAUAAGAAAACAAAUCAGGUAAAUUCAAACAUAAAAGAAUUAUUUACAAAAAUAAAUGAUAUCACAAGCACAAAAGAGUGCUAUUUAACCUUCCAGAUGUCCUGUAAAACAUUAUGUUAGAGAUGGUAAUACCCUGGGGAAACUUGUAUCAUUAUAUUAUACCUUACAGAUUUCACUAGAUCCAGAGCUGAGGAUGCAGGUCUUCAGACAUCAUUUUGUAUCCAAUAACGGUUUGACUAACUAUCUAACAUAUGAUGAAAACAAAUCCAUAUCCCUUGACCCCAAGGUCAAGCUGGAGUUUAAGGAUGAAAGAUUAUGGAUGUAUACAUCAAGAAAGGUUUGUUCAAACCAUUUUUUAAAUUAAUGCCUCAGUAACAAAACAAAAAAACUCCACAGAAAAACACUUUUCUUUUAAAAAACUUUAUUUAAGUCACAGAUAACCAUUAAAUAAAAUACAAAAUUAUUUCAUAUCUGUGUCACCCAGGAAUUAUUUAAUUUUCAGGUGGCCACAACAAAAUAUUUGGCCCUGCCUUUUCCUUUGGAUUCAGGAAGGGAUUCUGUUUUUAUCAUGAGUAAUCUGGUAUGUUGUGUGGCCAAAAUUGUUUUUUUUUUUAAAUAGGGUUCAACUCACUUAUUUUGUUGAUACAAAUCUAAAUAGAAAUAAUACAUUUUAAUUAUAGGAUGUCUGGCACAAACUAUAAUUGUACUGUCCUCUUAUUUGUCUCUCUUAGACCAACCCUGAUUGGGUGUGUUUUUGCCAUAUUCCUGAAGGGCAGGACAGCUGGUAUGUUUAAUUCGCAUUAUCUUGUUUGGGAAAGCUCAUACAUUUCCAUUGCUGCAUCUAUUCUAUUCUUUCAUUACUUUUAUUGUUAACCUAUUUGUAAUGAUGGCAUUGUGACAUUUAUUAGCACACUUGGCAACACAUACGCAGGUACACCAUUGGUCUACAAACUUUUAAUGUCUUUUUUGGCUGCUUUUAAUUCACUAAAUUUAACUUACAAAUUUCAUGAAGAUAUCUUUUACAAAGUUGUUGAUGUUUCUGUAAAUAAAUUAUUCUAGUAAAUGGUGCUGCUAUGAAAGCUGUUAUCUUAUUGCUUGAUCUACUACUUAGAAGAAAAUUUUUGACGUCUAAUCUUCUCUUCUCUCGUACAAUCAGCACAUCCUGCACAAGCUUGACUUCCCGGUCCCGUAUGCUGCCACCAACUUAUUCCAACACAAAGGUAAAUUGAGAAUACAUUUCAGCAUUUAAAAGUUUCUUUAAGAAUUAAAUUGUUCAGUCCGUUUCAGAAGCUGAAGAGAACAUUUCUUUUAAAAAAGAUGGCAUGUCAUUAAAGCGCUAAACAUGUCGUCUGUUCAGUCUGGGAAAAUGACCUAACGGCAGCUUUUGUUUUAGGGAGGUUUUUUUUGUGUACUUUACUUCGAUACAUUAGACAUGCUCCAGCCACCAUUGCAAAGUAUGACAUCAUCGGAGUCUUCCCAGGUGUCCAUCCCCUUUUCAUGCCAUGGUAUUGACUGAGGUCUGAAGUAGUCUUUUUAGAGAUUUGUUGUUUAUACCAUUUUGACGGAAGCAUUUAGUGUUCAUCAGUUCUUGCUCGUAUCUAUCCUUCAAGUGAUACUGUAAUAAAAUGUAUAGCCCAGAUGACUAUAGCCAGUACCAAAAUAGAAUAUAACCACUCAAUCUUGUUUCAGGUUGUUGGGAGUCACUUUUUUUGUAAAAUAAGUUACUUUGCUCAUGAACGGUCAUGUUAUUUGGGCUUCUUAAAAUUAGAUUUGAAAUAAAGGGGGCAGUAAAUCAGGGCCAGUAUUGGAAUAAAGUGGGUAGUAAAUUAGCCAGUAAUGAAAUAAAGUGGGUAGUAAAUCCGGAUCAGUAAUGAAAUAAAGGAGGUAGUUAAUCGGCCAGUAGUGAAAUAAAGUGAGUAGUAAACCAGGGCCAGUGAUGAAAUAAAGGGGGUAGAAAAUCAGGGCCAGGAAUGAAAUAAAUAGGGUAUAAAAUCAGGACCAAUAAUGAUAACAUUUUAAAUAAAGGGUGAUAAAUAAUAGAAGUAAAUUAAAGGAUGGGAAACUGUUACAGAUUUCUAAACAAAAUGACAAAGUUCACAAAGGUUGUUUGAUUUUCAAGUCAUAUGAUUUUUUUUGUCUUCUCCCAUUCUCCCAAGUAUGUGAGAGUGACUAAAAAAGACGUCGAGGUUGGCAACGGGACACAUAUUCUCAUUCUGCUUGCAGCUGGAGAGAAAAUGGUGAGUAAUGCCUGUAAAUACUUCAUUCACUUGGCACAAGCAACAAGGGGCUCUUCAUGGAUAUUAAAUUUGCAUCAACAGAUUUUUAACAAAGUUGUUGAAUCUUGUUGCUACGGUAAUCAAAAAUGUAUAACAAAAUAAUAUUUUUAUCAAUAUGAAUUCAUUAAGAUUAUUGUUUUUGUAGUUUUAUUUUUGCAUCCCCAUAAACUGUAAAAUACAAAAGAAAAUUGAUCAAUGCACAUGAUAUGUCCCUUUAAUUGAAUUUAUCCAAGUAACAAUGUCUAUAAGAUAAUUUUUGAUUCACGAACAUCAUAUAAGCCGUAAAGCAUGAAAGAACAUAUGUUGUAAAAGCUUUUAAUGACAAAUUCCUAAUUGUUGAAACUAAUGAUGAUUUUUCUAUCAAAAUCCGCCUCAGGUUAGCCUAACUGUUGAUCAUUAUGACAGCGAUGAGCGCCACCUGGUGUACCAGAUGCCUAACACCUAUGACACAAUCAUCUCCUACCCCAUCUCUGCCACAGAUGGCGCCGCUCUCUUGAAGAUAGCUAAUGCCUCAAGUUUCUACAGCCUCCAUCUGGCUGGGCUCUCACUCCCAACCAACACUUACAAAGCUAUUGUCACUCCGCAUAGCUGUCGCAGGCACAGUGCUGGUGGGUCUGGAUUUUUUGGGAAAUCAAUUUUCUACGAGAUUGAUGCGCUCACGCACAAUUUGAUUAAGAAAAUUGGAGGGAAAAAGAAAAAAAAGUUGUAUUUUAAUAUGAACUCUUAAGUUUCACAAGUUUAAUUUUCAACAGUACGCUAUCAUAUUUCAUGUUCAUUUUUAUCUUCUGCAGAGCCAUAUGAAGGAGGUGUGUUACGUUUGAACAUUCCCUGGAGUAAUGAAGAUAUUUACACACAAGCAAGGUAACCACAAUCACAAUUAGUCAUACUGAUUUUUCAAGCAAUAUCAAAUAAACCCAAAUAAAUAUUAUCUGUGAAGUAUUUUUUUUUCUUCUUGGCAUCCACCUUUCACAAUGUGACGAUGGUGUAGACUUUACAGGAGAAAUCCCAAGGCCUGUGAAGUAUUGAGAGGUUUGAAAUAGGGUUGAAUAACCAUCAGUAGAUUUCAAAAUAAUCAACAAGUAACUUUAAGUCUUAUUCUUUUGGGUCCAACCAUUAUUUAUGGUUUUUUUAUCUUUACUUUCCUUGUUUUGUUUUGUUAACUCUAUUGGGAAUAAUUGAUAAAGUCAUUGUACUGGACUUUAUUUAUUUUUUUGUAGAUCAUUCUUUAUGAAGCUUUUUUUUUUUUUUUUUUUUUUUUUUUUUUUUUUUUUUUUUUUUUUUUUUUUUUUGUUUUUUUUUUUUUUGUUUUUUUUUUGCAUCAUAUGAGGGAGAGGUGGGUGGUCAUAAAAAAUAUAGAUAGAUCAAUGGACAACUUCAGUAAUGAGAACAUACCCAAGUUCAGAGGCAAAAUGUAUUGGGUAUUAGGAUAUGUUAAUGGUGUCUGAUAAUUGACACUGUCUAUUGAUCUUCUCCUCAAGCUAUGGGAAAGAAUUGAGCCUUGCCAUCAAACUUCAGACCGGUCGACCAGGUGACUAUGACUGGAGACAGGAUGCCUCGGAGCCACAUCUUGAGAUGUUCUUGCACCCUUACUGCCACUACAGACUUCGACUGGUCAUUGCCACUCAGGAUGCAUUAGGGCAGGUAUGGAAAUUUUCACAUUAGACAUCUGCUGAAUGGCCCUUUCCCAUAAUGGUCUCAUUUAAGAACAAUUUUUCCUCUAUCAUGUCUGAUGUCAUAUUUGUCUCAACGUUGUGGUUCUUAUAACCUGUGAAACUAUGAGACAUUUCCGACAUUGCAAAAUAAUCUUGAUUGGCUCAACAGUACAUUACAUUUCUUACUUAGUGAUGUCAAAUUAUAUUUUGAUACAAAAAUUUACCCCUAGGUAAAAAAUAUCCAUUUUAAUUUAUUGCAAAAUUUUCCUAACAUUAUACAAAAGGUGUUAUUUGAGAUCCAUCAUAAGCCAAUAAGAGUCUGUUUGUUUUCUAAUGGAGCAACAUUAUUUAAAUUAUUGUUCCCUACUUUUUAAUUUUGAUGCAAAUAAUUUACAAUCCAUAUUGUAAUAAUACUUGUAACUGAUGUUCAAUACCACCAAUCAUCAUUUUCAGUGUUAGUGGCGAAAGCUAAGAAAUUCAUGCAUGGCUUAACCUUGGCAUAAUUUGUAGAUCACUACAAUAAUAUUUUUGAAAAAGAAUUUCUUACACAGAAUGAACAGGUAUUUAUGCCAUGGUCUUAACAAGCUGGUUUCUUUCUCAGGCUGUUAGAUUCUAUGCCCUGCUGUUGCCUGGUUACCUUGUGGCUGUGUUGUUGAUGGCUGUGAGAGGUGUUGUGCUAACACAGGGCAAAGGUCAAGGUCAGGGCUUAUUUCUUGCGUUUAAAUUUUUAAAAAUCUAUUGAUUUGCAAGUGAGACCCACGUUUAGAGAGUGUUCCUUUAUAUCUUGUUCAGUUCAUUAUACGAUAAAUUUAACAAUAUCACUUAGAACUACACAAUGUUCUACACAACGCUAGCGCACAGAUUAUUUAUCAACUUACUAUAUACUUAGCUCACCAUCAAUAUUUGGAGAAUUUUAUUUGGAUUAGUUGCUAUCAAUAUACACAUCGUCCACACUUUUCUCUUUUUCUUUAUUGAUCAAUAAAGAUGGAUUUAUUCACGCAGACUUUUUAAAACGAAUGGUAGCAAAAUGAAAUAAAAGAACAGUUGAGUCAUCAAAUAAAACAGCAGUAAGAUUUAACCCUUGGAAACUUGUGUUUUUUCACAGCUGUAAAUAUCAAGCGCCAGACACCAUAUGAUUUCCUGCUGGAUUGUAGUAAGCCAUACUUCAUUAUGCCAACAGUACUAGUCUUGAGGUACCUCUUUCAGUAAGUUUUUAAUGGUACUAGUUUUGAGGUACGUCUUUCAGUAAGUUUUUAAUGGUACUAGUUUUGAGGUACGUCUUUCAGUAAGUUUUUAAAAGGUGGAUUCAUUGAUUUAUUUCAAGAUUUAUUAGUUGCAUUGUUAAACUGCAGAAUUCAUUGUUGAACAUUAAGAUUUAUUGUCGAACUGUAGGAUCCUUUGUGUAACUGAUGGAUGCUUUAGUCAGACACUGGAAAGAUUUUGCCUAAUUCAUCUGUUGAUUUAAAAACUAUGUAAAUUUGUAUUAUUUCUGACUUCCACAGCUUGGGACCCAUCAGCAAGCUCCUGAGAAGCUUUGACAUCCCUAAAGAUGACACUGUGUUGUUGAAAGAGGAGAACAUCUUUACGCUGGUCCUACCUUUGCUGCUGUACAUCUUUGCAUGGGUCAUCUCUUAUCUCCACUCAUUCUUGGCUCUCAAUUUGUUGAAAAUGUUUAGUUAUUUGGGGUUUAUCUUGGCUCUGUAAGUUGUGUGUUUCAGUUUAAUCCAACCAUUUCAUUUCUUGUUUACAUUAGUAGACAAACCUAUGAAAUUAAAUAUUGGUAAUAAUUAAGAAAAAAAAUGUAAUUCAUUAAAAAGAGAUUUUUUUUUUUUAAAGUUAUUUCAUCAAGAUGUGAAAGAAUUUCUUUAAAAUGCCUGUGUUGACUUGGUCGUUAUGACCAAAUAGCAUGGAUUAGCCUCUUUUUUAAUGAAGCAGGUACAUUAUAUUUGAUUGGUUACAAUUUCCAGGGUGCCCAACAUUCUCACUCAAAGAGCUGGCCUGCUUCAGGCACUGGCCAGUGCUGCUGCUAUAUCCUUGACAUUCCUGUGCGGAACUCUGGGGCUGUUAUUGACAUCCGCACUGCUUAUAACAAAGGUGAUACUUUUAAUAACCUGAUGAACUGACCAACCUUUUGGGCUGUGUGUUGGUACAUUUCUCAGUUACUCAUAAAUCCACUGUUUGGAGAUAACUCCAUCGCAUUAGGGAUAUUAACUUUCAAGGAGUCACUUUAAGAAGUCCAUUAUUAUUUAAUGGGGUUUGUAUCAAGCUAUAAAAAGCUAACAUUUAUCAUUUUCAGAAUGUGAGGGGGGAAAAGUUACAAUUAUCAGUGUGCCACUGUCGCAAUCUGAGAAUGAUUGUGGUUUCUUUCAUCAAAUUCUUUUACACGUUCAUACGUUGUAAUCACACCAAACUGAACACAUGUCCCUUUUCCAAUAGCAGUGUAAACUUUAAUCCAGAAAGAUAUCUAUCAGGCUGUAGAAUGAAUUAAAUCUACAGCGCAGCUUGCUAUAAGUAGAAAGAUAAGGUACAACCUUUGUCCACAAUGUUUUCACACCAACUGUUAAAACGAAUAGCAUGUAUGCCUAAGACAGACUAUAGACACUCUGUCAUGACUGCAAUACAAAACAGUCACCAUACAUCACAAGCCUAAUGGCACCAAAAGCAUUAAUUAACUAAACUUACAGAAGACACGCCGGGCCGAAUAACACACAAUAUCGGUGCGCAGCGGUUACUAGUGAAUACCCAAACUUGACAGACACCUGUUAAAGUUUCGGCACUGUGCACAAAAAAGGAAAUAUUUUUACUUUUAUCUUUACCCGACGAUAUAAGACUGCAUCUAAAAAAGCAACAAGCACCUCCUUCAUUAACCAACAUCUUUUUGUUUAUGUUCCAGACUAUAAGUCUACUGUAUGAGAUCCGCCGUAAGAUGGACACUCAGAUCACACACAACAGACUGUCUCUCAUCUUCCCCGUAAUGCUGUUGGUCAACCUUCAAACCAUGCUCAGUCUAAGCCCAUUGGUUAUUUGGAUGAAAUUUACUGCCAGGUAAACAUGAAAUGUCGGUCGCCACAUACGUCUAGCUAUAGAUAGUUUAAAUUAAAAGUCAGCACAAUAAGCCUUACAAAAAAAAAAUUCACAACAUGGUCUUCACCAUCAGACUGAAUCAUAUAACUUUACUACAUGACUGGCAAGGGUAGUUAUAAUAUAUUAAAAUAAAUCAAAUGAUUAAAGAAGCCUAAUAAAUUUGUUCACCAUGUCACAUUUUUUUAAAGCAGUUCAGUUUGAAUUAGGUCAUCUUAAAGUAACCUUUUGUCCGCUGUUUGUCCAGCUAUUCCUGGUUGUAUCACCUGAGCGCAGACCCCAGUCAACUGCCAUCCCUUGUGGUGUGUGUGUGUAUAGCGGUGAUUCUGUUUAGUGACCACGUCAUUCCCAUCAGGUUGGUUUAUUAAAACUCUGCCAAUGUCUCUCUGUCGGUCUCUAUGCAUUUAGUGUCACUAUGUCAGUACAUCAGUAUCAUUAUAUCCAAGCAUUAAUUUUACAAUGUAACGAAAAAAAUCACUACCGGAAUGUCAUUAUGUCAGUCCAUUAAGCUGCAUCAUUUAGGACAUGAUGUUCUCACAGAAGGAUUUCAUUUUCUUCCUCCUAUUAGGGAGAUAUUUUUUUAAAAAUUAUCUCUAAAUCUAACUUGAUUAUCAAACUGUAUGACUAGUCUUCUGAUCUCUCUUGCCAGGUUCCAGAGUGAUGUCCAAGGCUGGUCAGUAUUCAUCCUGGCUGUGCUGUCCAUCUUGUAUGCCAUGGUCUCCAUGUAUCGACUCCCUUACUUCAUUGCUACAGCCAUUCUAAUCAUUACACUACCCUACAUCGCCGCAUUACCCUCACAACUAAGACAGACAAGUAGAUCCAAGGGAGAAUAAUAACCUGCACCUUACAUCACAGCAUUACCUUGACAAAUACAGCCUAGGCGGGAUAGCUUUUCAACAAAUGCUUUGUUUCACUUGUAGACUUCUGUCACAUCCAAUUUCUUAACUUCUUGACACUUUUUUUAAGGGUUACAGAAGUUGUUGUUUUUUUUUGUUAAAUGAAUAUUUUUGCGGUCUGGCUGUAUUAUUUAAGCACAAAUUUUUUUUUUUGCACAAUUGAAUGAGGUAUGACAUUUUUGUCUGUUUGAUGUGACUUGUCUGUUAAUUGAAUUGAAUUUGAGCUGCAUUUAUGUUAUGUGUCUGGAGAGAUUCCACUUUGUAUAGCCGUGAUUUACAUGGCAACCCUAUUUUAGCUUUGUUGAUGUAACUAUUGGUUUAUAUCAUCUUGCACUGGACACGUGUGACAAGUGGACAGCAUCUAGGUCAGUGCCUGUCAUUGGUGCUACACAAAAGGUCAAAUAGUUAAACAGAUCAGAAGAGAACAAUAACCAAUCGAUCGGUCACUGCUUCCUGCUGUAACAAUGCCGAUACAUUCUUCUUGUCAUGCACCUAUGUCUUUAUUACUGUGUUGAAUACAUACAUUAAAAUGCUGUUGUAGCUGAUGUAGUGAUGUGUGUCAUAGCAUUCAAUAUUCCACCCUGUGUUGACUUUCAAGUCAAACAGUUCACAACAAGACUGAAGGAAGUUUUUGUUUACGUACGUAUAAGUACAACAGUUAUUAUAAAUCUAAUUGAUUCGCCAAACAUCUGUUCAUAGUCAGUAUUGGAAGAUGAACGAUAACUGCUGAAAUGUUCCGUUACGCUGCUUAAAUUUUGGUCUCACUGCUAAUAGGAUGCUACACAACUUAAGGUCUACAUUUAGAAGGAAGCAUAUCAAUAAUUUAAUUUUAAAUAAAACCAUUUUUAUUUUCAAAA
Molecule: messenger RNA, 14584 nt
Organism: Lymnaea stagnalis (great pond snail)
Lineage: Eukaryota; Metazoa; Mollusca; Gastropoda; Lymnaeidae
Source: the annotation of a GenBank genome assembly